CAAAGAGAGCCAUGCUAUGCCUAAAUCUGAAGCAGAGGAGGGGCCAAGGAUAGAAGCAGUUUAUACACUAGAGGAGUCCUUUCACCAGGAGUGGUGUGCAAGUCUAAAGCAGGUUACAGAGCUGACAUGUGUUAAAGAUGAAGAGGUCCCUCAACUGGAAUGUGUUACUAUUAAAAAGGAAUUCAUAGAACAGGAAUGUGUCCCCAUCGCAGAGGAAGUUCCUACUGAAAAUAAUGUCUGUACACUUGAGGAGAACAACCAGCUGGGAUCCAACCUGCGUGAUGAUUGUCCACCUCAAUUUGAACUUGGAUUUAGAGCUGCUAAAGGAAAUCUCACAAGAGGGGCUACAUUUCCCUGUGCUGACUGUGGGAAGAAUUUCAGUUGUUUAUCACAGCUUCAAAUCCACCAGCGCGUUCACACAGGAGAGAAACCUUAUCACUGCACUGAGUGCGGGAGGAGUUUCAGUCGUUUAACAGACCUGAAAAUCCACCAGCGCAUUCACACAGGAGAAAAACCUUAUCACUGCACUGAGUGUGGGAGGAGUUUCACACAGUUAGGAAAUCUUCAAUCACACCAGCGCAUUCACACAGGAGAGAAACCUUAUCACUGUACUGAGUGUGGGGGAAGUUUCUCAUUGUUACAAAAUCUUAAAAAACACCAGCGCAUUCACACAGGAGAGAAACCUUAUCACUGCACUGAGUGUGGGAGGAGUUUCACAUUGUUACAAAGUCUUCAAUCACACCAGCGCAUUCACACAGGAGAGAAACCUUAUCACUGCACUGAGUGCGGGAAGAGAUUCAGUCGUUUAGCAGACCUGAAAAGACACCACCGCAUUCACACAGGAGAAAAAGUGUGGGAGGAGUUUCACACUGUUACAAAAUCUUAAAAAACACCAGCGCAUUCACACAGGAGAGAAACCUCAUCACUGCACAGAGUGUGGGAAGAGAUUCGCACAGUUAGGACAUCUUCAAUCACAGCAGCGCA
This is a messenger RNA of Acipenser ruthenus (sterlet), 984 nucleotides long. RefSeq names its product zinc finger protein 239-like. Gene Ontology annotation, cellular component: nucleus. The coding region runs from base 17 to 886 and encodes 289 amino acids. Gene Ontology annotation, molecular function: DNA-binding transcription factor activity, RNA polymerase II-specific; RNA polymerase II cis-regulatory region sequence-specific DNA binding. Lineage: Eukaryota; Metazoa; Chordata; Actinopteri; Acipenseriformes; Acipenseridae. Gene Ontology annotation, biological process: regulation of transcription by RNA polymerase II. The record is from RefSeq and is a predicted model, not a curated record. The transcript has 2 exons.